Phoenix dactylifera (date palm) is the source of this 1538-nucleotide messenger RNA. RefSeq lists its product as uncharacterized. The record is from RefSeq and is a predicted model, not a curated record. NCBI's taxonomy places the organism in Eukaryota, Viridiplantae, Streptophyta, Magnoliopsida, Arecales, Arecaceae.
UUAUAAUUAACCCGUCUGGAUGUCCCGACCUAAUGUACUUGCAGGGCAUUGCAGGUUAUCGUGGUGCAAUCGGUAGACGAGGACGCCUCCCAGCCUGAAAAAACGGGAGCAUCACACGUGUGGCCAAACUUCCCUCCAUACAUGUACGAACCAACCGCGAUGAUCUGCCUUGUAGAGUCGGUCGGUCACAUCACCUCCAACGCGUCAGCAGUCGCCUCCAGCUCCGCCGUCCCCACCCCCCGGUCAGCUCGUCUCGGAUCGUCUCCUCUAAUCCGUUCCCACUACUGAAGAAAACACGUGGUCUAUUACAAUACGUCCACGAUGCCGAGAUAAUACCGCUUAUGUUACUCUCGCGGUAUAUUCUUAUCAAUCCGAGGCUUCGAGCCUUUGAAUAUGUAUGUAUAUUAAUGGAGUCCAUUUGGAUUAGAGGCGGUUCUAAAGGGGCGAAUGGGAUUCUCCGGCGACGGAAUCGAUAACGCAUUUCUCCGUCGGAACCGGGCCUUUAUACCGGCUUUUAACGCGUUUCGGGCCGCCCGAGGUCCACCUCUCUCCGAUACCCCCGAGCCCGUUCGUCUCCGAUCAAACGUGUCCCCGGUUUCUUCAAAACGAAAUCGCUGAUCACCCUUCUUAUUGAUUCCGCUCAAAUCAAACGGCGACGGUUACCGCAUCCGACGAUGAGGUCGAGCCAUCGCCGGAUUUGAGCCGCUGGGAAGCAUGACGAGGAAGAAGACCUAUAUCGCCCCGCCCGGUGGGGCGGUGGCUGCCGCUGCCCGCCGGCACCCGGUGAUCCUGAAGCAACCGUCGAAGCCGUCGGCCCGGCUUGCGGAGGUCGCCGGAGGGACGGCGGCGGGUUGCGCGGCGGUGUGCUGCUGCUGCCCGUGCGGGCUGGUGAACCUCCUGGUGCUCACCGUGGUGCGGCUGCCGGCGGUGCUCUGCCAGCGGGCGCUGAAGGCGAGGACGAAGCGGCGGGCAGUGAUCAAGAAGCCGAAGGAGGGGCUGUUCGGCCCCAAGCAGGGCGGCGGCCGCGAGUCCGGGGAGGGGGAUGAGGAGGGCGUGAGUCUCCACGGGGCGGUGGUUGCGGUCGCUGUGGCAAAAGAGGCGUCGCCGGCGGAGGUGACGGAGAUGGAGAAGGAGAUGUGGGCUAAGUUCUGCAGCGCGGGGUUUUGGAGGAGCCCGUCACAAAGAGAAGAGGAGGAGGAACGGUGAGACGGUGACGGUUACGGCAUCGGUAGCGGCCUCUCUCCCUCUGUCUUCCUUUCCGCCUCCUGAUUCUCUACAGUAAAAAGUUGAAAGGUGGUGUCUUUUUCUUCCUUUUAUUCACUCUUUUAUUUUGUUUUUACCUUCCCGGGACUUGAUUUUUAUCGUUCGGCUCGUGGCCGCUGCAUUCCACAGAGAGAGAGAGAGAGAGAGAGAGAGAGAGAGAGAGAGAGAUGUGGUUCGAAGAUAUAAAGUUGUAAUAUUGUUGGGGAGAUGAUGAUGUCAGUCAGUCUAAUGUGCAGAGAAAGUCGGGGAAGUCCGGCGAACUAUUGUUGAAUAUA